Messenger RNA from Pipistrellus nathusii (Nathusius's pipistrelle), 11040 nucleotides. The record is from the annotation of a GenBank genome assembly. NCBI's taxonomy places the organism in Eukaryota, Metazoa, Chordata, Mammalia, Chiroptera, Vespertilionidae.
AUGCUUUGGUGGGAAGAAGAAGAGGACUGUUAUGAAAGAGAAGAUGUUCAAAAGAAAACAUUCACAAAAUGGAUAAAUGUACAAUUUUCUAAGUUUGGGAAGCAGCACAUAGAAAACCUCUUCAGUGACCUGCAGGAUGGGAGUCGCCUCCUGGACCUUCUAGAAGGCCUCACAAAUCAAAAACUGCCAAAAGAAAAAGGAUCCACAAGAGUUCAUGCCCUGAACAAUGUCAACAAAGCGCUGCAGUUUUUGCAGAAAAAUAAUGUUGAUUUGGUGAAUAUUGGAAGCUCUGACAUAGUAGAUGGAAAUCACAAAUUGACUCUUGGUUUGAUUUGGAAUAUAAUCCUCCACUGGCAGGUCAAAAAUGUAAUGAAAAAUAUCAUGGCUGGAUUGCAACAAACCAACAGUGAAAAGAUUCUCCUGAGCUGGGUCCGACAAUCAACUCGUAAUUAUCCACAGGUUAAUGUCAUUAACUUCACCACCAGCUGGUCUGACGGUCUGGCUUUGAAUGCUCUCAUCCACAGUCAUAGGCCAGACCUGUUUGAUUGGAAUAGUGUGGUUUCCCAGCAGUCAGCUGCACAAAGACUGGAACAUGCAUUCAAUAUCGCAAAAUCUCAAUUAGGCAUAGAGAAACUACUGGAUCCUGAAGAUGUUGCCACUACUUAUCCAGAUAAGAAGUCCAUCUUAAUGUACAUCACAUCACUCUUUCAAGUUUUGCCUCAACAAGUGAGCAUUGAAGCCAUCCAGGAAGUGGAAAUGCUGCCAAGACCAUCCAAAGUUACUAGAGAAGAACACUUUCAGUUACAUCAUCAAAUGCACUAUUCUCAACAGAUCACAGUCAGUCUAGCACAGGGCUAUGAACGAACUCCUUCCUCUCCUAAGCCUCGGUUCAAGAGCUAUGCCUAUGCGCAGGCUGCUUAUAUCGCCACCUCUGACCCCACACGGAGCCCAUUUCCUUCACAGCAUUUGGGAGCUCCUGAGGACAAGUCAUUUGGUGGUUCAUUGAUGGGGACAGAAGUAAACCUGGACAGUUACCAAACAGCUCUAGAGGAAGUACUUUCGUGGCUUCUAUCAGCUGAGGACACAUUACAAGCACAAGGAGAGAUUUCUAAAGAUGUAGAGGAAGUGAAAGAACAAUUUCAUACUCAUGAGGGGUACAUGAUGGACUUGACAUCCCAUCAGGGACGGGUUGGUAAUGUCCUCCAAUUGGGAAGUCAGCUGCUUCGGACAGGAAAGUUAUCAGAGGAUGAAGAAACUGAAGUACAAGAACAAAUGAAUCUCCUAAAUUCAAGAUGGGAAUGCCUCAGGGUAGCUAGCAUGGAAAAGCAAAGCAAUUUACAUAAAGUCCUAAUGGAUCUCCAGAAUCAGCAACUAAAAGAGUUAAAUGAUUGGCUUACAAAAACAGAAGAGAGAACAAGGAAAAUGGAGACAGAGACUCUUGGACCUGAUCUUGAGGACCUAAAACGCCAAAUACAACAACAUAAGGUGCUUCAAGAAGAUCUAGAACAGGAACAAGUCAGGGUCAAUUCUCUCACUCACAUGGUGGUAGUAGUUGACGAAUCUAGUGGAGAUCAUGCAACCACUGCUUUGGAAGAACAACUUAAGGUGCUGGGAGAUCGAUGGGCAAACAUCUGUAGGUGGACAGAAGAUCGCUGGGUUCUUUUACAAGACAUACUUCUAAAAUGGCAGCGUUUUACUGAAGAACAGUGCCUUUUUAGCACAUGGCUUUCAGAAAAAGAAGAUGCAGUGAGCAAGAUUCACACAAGUGGCUUUAAGGAUCAAAGUGAAAAGUUAUCAAGUCUUCAAAAGCUGGCUGUUUUGAAAACAGAGGUAGAAAAUAAAAGGGAAAACAUGAACAAACUCCGGUCACUUUACCAAGAUCUUCUUGCAACAUUGAAAUAUACAUCAGUAACACAAAAAAUGGAAGCACGGCUGAACAACUUUGCCCAGCGCUGGGAUAAUUUAGUCCAAAAACUUGAAAAGAGUUCAGCACAGAUUUCACAGACUGUCACCACCACUCAGCCAUCACUAACACAAAGAACUGUAAUGGAAACUGUAACUAUGGUGACCACAAGAGAACAAAUCCUGGUAAAGCAUGCCCAAGAGGAACUCCCACCGCCACCUCCCCAAAAGAAGAGGCAGAUUCUUUUGGAUUCUGAAAUUAGAAAAAGGUUGGAUGUCGACAUAACAGAACUUCACAGUUGGAUAACUCGUUCAGAAGCUGUGUUGCAGAGUCCUGAAUUUGCCAUCUUUCGGAAAGAUGGCAACCUCUCAGACCUUAAAGAAAAAGUCAAUGCUAUAGAACGAGAAAAAGCCGAGAAGUUCAGAAAACUACAAGAUGCCAGCAGAUCAGCUCAGGCCCUCGUGGAACAGAUGGUGAAUGAGGGUGUCAAUGCUGACAGCAUCAAACAAGCCUCAGAACAACUGAACAGCCGGUGGAAUGAGUUCUGCCAAUUGUUGAGUGAGAGACUUAACUGGUUGGAUUAUCAGAACAACAUCAUCACUUUCUAUAAUCAGCUACAACAAUUGGAACACAUGACAACUACUGCUGACAACUGGUUGAAAACCCAACCUACCACUAUCUCAGAGCCCACAGUAAUUAAAAGCCAAUUAAAAAUUUGUAAGGAUGAAGUCAACCGGCUGUCAGCUCUUCAGCCUCAAAUAGAGCGAUUAAAAAGUCAAAGCAUAGCCCUGAAAGAGAAAGGACAAGGGCCAAUGUUCCUGGAUGCAGACUUUGUGGCCUUUACAAAUCAUUUUAACCAAGUCUUUGCUGAUGUGCAGGCCAGAGAAAAAGAGCUACAGAAAAUUUUUGACGCCUUGCCACCCAUGCGCUAUCAGGAGACUAUGACUACCAUCCUGAUGUGGAUCCAGCAAUCAGAAAGCAAACUCUCUGUACCUCAGGUUACCGUCACUGAAUAUGAAAUCAUGGAGCAGAGAUUUGGGGAGUUACAGGCUUUACAAAGUUCUCUGAGAGAACAGCAAAGUGGUCUAAACUAUCUGAGCACCACCGUGAAAGAGAUGUCAAAGAAAGCCCCCUCUGAUAUUAGCCAGAAAUAUCAAUCAGAAUUUGAAGACAUCGAAGGCCGCUGGAAGAAGCUUUCCUCCCAGUUGGUAGAACGUUGCCAAAAGCUAGAAGAGCACAUGGCUAAACUCCGAAAAAUUAAGAAUCACAUACAAACUCUGAAGAAAUGGAUGGCUGAGGUUGAUGUUUUCCUGAAAGAAGAAUGGCCUGCCCUUGGGGAUUCAGAAAUUCUUAAAAAACAGCUGAAACAAUGCAGGCUUUUAGUCAAUGAUAUUCAGACAAUUCAGCCCAGUCUAACCAGUGUCAAUGAAGGUGGGCAAAAAAUAAAGAAUGAAGCGGAGCCAGAAUUUGCUUCUAGACUUGACACAGAACUCAGAGAUCUUAACACUCAGUGGGAUCACAUUUGCCAACAGGUCUACACGAGAAAGGAAGCCUUAAAAGAAGGCUUGGAUAAAACUGUAAGCCUUCAGAAAGAUCUGUCAGAAAUGCAUGAGUGGAUGACGCAAGCUGAAGAAGAAUACCUAGAGAGAGAUUUUGAAUAUAAAACCCCUGAUGAAUUACAGAAAGCAGUUGAGGAGAUGAAGAGAGCUAAAGAAGAGGCCCAGCAAAAGGAAGCCAAAGUGAAACUCCUUACAGAGUCCGUGAAUAGUGUCAUAGCUCAAGCUCCACCUGUAGCACAAGAGGCCUUAAAAAAGGAACUUGACACUCUCACCACUAACUACCAGUGGCUCUGUACCAGGCUGAAUGGGAAGUGCAAGACUUUGGAAGAGGUUUGGGCAUGUUGGCAUGAGUUACUGUCUUACUUGGAGAAGGCAAACAAGUGGCUGAAUGAAGUAGAAUUGAAACUUAAAGCCACUGAAACUAUUCCUGGUGGAAGUGAGGAAAUCGCCAAGGUGUUAGAAUCACUUGAAAAUUUGAUGCAACAUUCAGAGGAUAACCCGAAUCAGAUUCGCAUAUUGGCACAGACCCUGACAGAUGGUGGAGUCAUGGAUGAACUGAUCAAUGAGGAGCUUGAGACAUUUAAUUCUCGUUGGAGAGAACUACAUGAAGAGGCUGUGAGGAGGCAAAAGUUGCUUGAACAGAGUAUCCAGUCUGCCCAGGAAAUUGAAAAAUCCUUGCACUUAAUUCAGGAGUCCCUCUCAUCCAUUGACAAGCAGUUGGCAGCUUAUAUUGCCGACAAAGUGGAUGCAGCUCAAAUGCCUCAGGAAGCCCAGAAAAUCCAAUCCGAUUUGACAAGUCAUGAGAUCAGUUUAGAAGAAAUGAAGAAACGUCACCAGGAAAAGGAGGCUGCCCAAAGGGUACUAUCCCAAAUUGAUGUGGCCCAGAAAAAAUUGCAAGAGGUUUCCAUGAAGUUUCGGUUAUUCCAGAAGCCAGCCAAUUUUGAACAGCGUCUACAGGAAAGUAAGAUGAUUUUAGAUGAAGUGAAGAUGCACUUGCCUGCAUUGGAAACAAAGAGCAUUGAACAGGAAGUAGUACAGUCACAGUUGAAUCACUGUGUGAACUUGUAUAAAAGUUUGAGUGAAGUGAAGUCUGAAGUGGAGAUGGUGAUAAAAACUGGACGUCAGAUUGUACAGAAGAAACAGACGGAAAACCCUAAAGAGCUUGAUGAAAGAAUAACAGCUUUGAAAUUGCAUUAUAAUGAGCUGGGAGCAAAGGUAACAGAAAGAAAGCAACAGUUGGAAAAAUGUUUGAAAUUGUCCCGAAAGAUGCGGAAGGAAAUGAAUGCCUUGACAGAAUGGCUGGCAGCUACAGAUAUGGAAUUGACAAAGAGAUCAGCAGUUGAAGGAAUGCCUAGUAAUUUGGAUUCUGAAGUUGCCUGGGGAAAGGCUGCUCAGAAAGAGGUUGAAAAACAGAAGGCUCACCUAAAGAGUGUCACGGAUCUUGGAGAGGCCUUGAAAACAGUUUUGGGCAAGAAGGAAACCUUGGUGGAAGAUAAACUGAGUCUGCUAAAUAGUAACUGGGUAGCUGUCACUUCCCGAGCAGAAGAGUGGUUAAACCUUUUGUUGGAAUACCAGAAACACAUGGAAAACUUUGACCAGAAUGUGGAGCACAUCACAAAAUGGAUCAUUCAUGCUGAUACACUUUUGGAGGAAUCUGAGAAAAAGAAACCCCAGCAAAAAGAAGACGUGCUUAAGCGUUUAAAGGCUGAAAUGAAUGACAUGCGCCCAAAGGUGGACUCCACACGUGACCAAGCAACAAACUUGAUGGCAAACCGCGGCGAGCACUGCAGGAAAGUAAUAGAGCCCAAAAUCUCAGAGCUCAACCAUCGAUUUGCAGCCAUUUCUCACAGAAUUAAGACUGGAAAGGCCUCCAUUCCUUUGAAGGAAUUGGAGCAGUUUAACUCAGAUAUACAAAAAUUGCUUGAACCACUGGAGGCUGAAAUUCAGCAGGGGGUGAAUCUGAAAGAGGAAGACUUCAAUAAAGAUAUGAGUGAAGACAAUGAGGGUACUGUAAAAGAAUUGUUGCAAAGAGGAGACCACUUACAACAAAGAAUCACAGAUGAGAGAAAGCGAGAGGAAAUAAAGAUAAAACAGCAGCUGUUACAGACAAAACAUAAUGCUCUCAAGGAUUUGAGGUCUCAAAGAAGAAAAAAGGCUCUAGAAAUUUCUCAUCAGUGGUAUCAGUACAAGAGGCAGGCUGAUGAUCUCCUGAAAUGCUUGGAUGAUAUUGAAAAAAAAUUAGCCAGUCUACCUGAACCGAGAGAUGAAAGGAAAAUAAAGGAAAUUGAUCGUGAAUUGCAGAAGAAGAAAGAGGAGCUGAAUGCAGUGCGUAGGCAAGCUGAGGGCUUGUCUAAGGAUGGGGCCGCAAUGGCAGUGGAGCCAACUCAGAUCCAGCUCAGCAAUCGCUGGAGGGAAAUUGAGAGCAAAUUUGCUCAGUUUCGAAGACUCAACUUUGCACAAAUUCACACAGUCCGUGAAGAAUCGGUGAUGGUGAUGACUGAAGACAUGCCUUUGGAAAUUUCUUAUGUGCCUUCAACUUAUCUGACUGAGAUCACUCAUGUCUCACAAGCUCUAUCAGAAGUGGAACAACUUAUUAAUGCUCCUGACCUCUGUGCUAAAGAUUUUGAAGAUCUCUUUAAACAAGAGGAGUCGCUGAAGAAAAUAAAAGACAACUUGCAACAAAUCUCAGGUCGGAUUGACAUCAUUCACAAUAAGAAGACAGGAGCAUUGCAGAAUGCUACACCUGCAGAAAGGGCAGAGAUCCAGGAAGCUCUCUCAUGGCUGGAUUUCCAAUGGGAAAGAAUUAACAAAAUGUACAAGGAUCGCCAAGGGCAUUUUGACAGAUCUGUUGAAAAAUGGCGACGGUUUCAUUAUGAUAUGAAGGUAUUUAAUCAAUGGCUAACAGACGCUGAACAGUUUCUCAAAAGGACACAAACUCCUGAGAAUUGGGAGCAUGCCAAAUAUAAAUGGUAUCUUAAGGAACUCCAGGAUGGCAUCGAGCAGCGGCAAAUUGCUGUCAGAGUAUUGAAUUCAAUUGGGGAAGAGAUAAUUCAACAGUCCUCAAAAACAGAUGCCGGUAUUCUACAAGAAAAAUUGGGCAGCCUGAAUCUGCGGUGGCAGGAGGUCUGCAAACAGCUGGCAGAAAGAAGAAAGAGACUAGAACAACAAAAGAAUAUCUUGUCAGAAUUUCAAAGAGAUUUAAAUGAAUUUAUUUUCUGGUUGGAAGAAGUGGAUAACAUUACUACUAUUGCACCUGAACCUGGAAAUGAGCAGCUGCUAAAAGAAAAACUUGAACACGUCAAGUUACUCGUGGAAGAGCUACCCCUGCGCCAGGGAAUUCUAAAACAAUUAAAUGAAACAGGAGGAACAGUGCUUGUCAGUGCUCCCAUAAGCCCAGAAGAGCAAGAUAAACUUGAAAAGAAGCUCAAGCAGACAAAUCUUCAGUGGAUAAAGGUUUCUAGAGACUUACCUACAAAACAAGGAGAACUUGAGGCUAACAUAAAAGAUCUUGGACAACUUGAAGAACAAUUAAAUCAUCUGCUUCUGUGGCUGUCUCCCAUUAGGAAUCAGUUGGAAAUUCUCAAUCAACCAACUCAAAGAGGACCAUUUGAUAUUAAGGAAACCGAAGUAGCAGUUCAAGCUAAACAGCCGGAUGUGGAAGGGAUUUUGUCUAAAGGGCAGCAUUUGUACAAGGAAAAACCAGCCACUGAGCCAGUGAAGAGGAAGUUAGAAGAUCUGAGCUCUGAGUGGAAGGUGGUAACCUGUUUACUUCAAGAGCUGAGAGCAAAGCAGCCUGGCCCAGCUCCUGGACUGGCCACUGUUGGAGCCUCUCCUAGUCAGACUGUUACGCUGGUGACACAACCUGUGGUUACCAAGGAAACUGCCAUCUCCAAACUUGAAAUGCCAUCCACCUUGCUUUUGGAAGUACCUGCUCUAGCAGAUUUCAACCGGGCUUGGACAGAACUUACAGACUGGCUGUCUCUGCUUGAUCGAGUUAUAAAGUCGCAGAGAGUGAUGGUGGGUGAUCUUGAAGACAUCAACAACAUGAUCAUGAAGCAGAAGGCCACGCUGCAGGAUUUGGAACAGAGGCGCCCCCAGUUGGAAGAACUCAUUACUGCUGCCCAGAAUUUGAAAAACAAGACCAGCAAUCAAGAGGCUAGAACAAUCAUUACUGAUCGAAUUGAAAGAAUUCAGAAUCAGUGGGAUGAAGUACAGGAACACCUUCAGAACCGGAGGCAACAGUUGAAUGAAAUGUUGAAAGAUUCAACACAAUGGCUGGAAGCUAAGGAAGAAGCUGAGCAGGUCUUGGGGCAGGUCAGAGGCAAGCUUGAGUCCUGGAAGGAGGGUCCCUACACAACGGAUGCAAUCCAAAAGAAAAUCAAAGAAACCAAGCAGCUGGCCAAAGACCUCCGCCAGUGGAAGAUAAAUGUAGAUGUGGCAAAUGACUUGGCACUGAAACUUCUCCGGGAUUAUUCUGAAGAUGAUACCAGAAAAGUACACAUAAUUACAGAGAACAUCAAUGCCUCUUGGGCAAGCAUUCAGAAAAGAGUGAACGAGCAAGAGGCUGCUUUAGAAGAAAUUUAUAGAUUACUGCAACAGUUCCCCCUGGACUUGGAGAAGUUCCUUGCCUGGCUUACAGAAGCUGAAACCACUGCCAACGUCCUACAGGAUGCUACCCAUAAAGAAAAGCUCUUAGAAGAUUCCAAGGGAGUAAGAGAGCUGAUGAAACAAUGGCAAGACCUCCAAGGAGAAAUAGAAGCUCACACUGAUAUCUACCACAACCUAGAUGAAAAUGGCCAAAAAAUCCUGAGAUCCCUGGAAGGUUCUGAUGAUGCAGUCCUGUUACAAAGACGUUUGGAUAACAUGAACUUCAAGUGGAGUGAGCUGCGGAAAAAGUCUCUCAACAUUAGAUCACAUUUGGAAGCCAGUUCUGACCAGUGGAAGCGUCUGCACCUUUCUCUUCAAGAACUUCUGGUGUGGCUACAGCUGAAAGAUGAUGAGUUAAGCCGGCAGGCACCUAUUGGGGGUGAUUUUCCAACAGUUCAGAAGCAGAAUGAUGUACAGAGGGCCUUCAAGAGGGAAUUGAAAAUGAAAGAACCUGUAAUCAUGAGUACUCUUGAGACUGUACGAAUAUUUCUGACAGAGCAGCCUUUGGAAGGACUAGAGAAACUCUACCAGGAGCCCAGAGAGCUGCCACCUGAAGAAAAAGCCCAGAAUGUCACACGGCUCCUACGAAAGCAAGCUGAGGAGGUGAACACUGAAUGGGAAAAAUUGAACCUGCACUCUGCUGACUGGCAGAGAAAACUCGAUGAAGCCCUCGAAAGACUCCAGGAACUUCAGGAGGCCUCAGAUGAGCUGGACCUCAAACUACGUCAAGCUGAGGUGAUUAAGGGAUCCUGGCAACCCGUGGGUGAUCUCCUUAUUGACUCUCUUCAGGAUCACCUGGAAAAAGUCAAGGCACUUCGAGGAGAAAUUGCGCCUCUUAAAGAGAACGUAAGCCACGUCAAUGACCUUGCUCGUCAACUCACCACAUUGGGCAUUCAGUUGUCACCAUAUAACCUCAAUAUUCUGGAAGACCUGAACACCAGAUGGAAACUUCUUCAGGUGGCUGUUGAGGACCGCAUCAGGCAGCUGCAUGAAGCUCACAGAGACUUUGGCCCAGCGUCCCAGCACUUUCUUUCCACUUCUGUCCAGGGUCCCUGGGAGAGAGCCAUCUCGCCAAACAAAGUGCCCUACUAUAUCAACCACGAGACCCAAACAACAUGCUGGGACCAUCCCAAAAUGACAGAGCUCUACCAGUCAUUAGCUGACCUGAAUAAUGUCAGGUUCUCGGCUUAUAGGACUGCCAUGAAACUCCGAAGACUGCAGAAGGCUCUUUGCUUGGACCUCUUGAGCCUGUCAGCCGCAUGUGAUGCUUUGGAUCAGCACAAUCUCAAGCAAAACGACCAGCCCAUGGACAUCCUGCAGAUCAUUAAUUGUUUGACCACUAUCUAUGACCGCCUGGAGCAAGAGCACAACAAUCUGGUCAACGUCCCUCUCUGCGUGGAUAUGUGUCUCAAUUGGCUGCUGAAUGUUUAUGACACGGGACGCACGGGGAGGAUCCGGGUCCUGUCUUUUAAAACAGGCAUCAUUUCUCUGUGUAAAGCACACUUGGAAGACAAGUACAGAUACCUUUUCAAGCAAGUGGCAAGUUCAACUGGAUUUUGUGACCAGCGCAGGCUGGGCCUCCUUCUGCAUGAUUCCAUCCAAAUCCCAAGACAGUUGGGUGAAGUUGCAUCCUUUGGGGGCAGUAACAUUGAGCCGAGUGUCAGAAGCUGCUUCCAGUUUGCCAAUAAUAAGCCCGAGAUCGAAGCGGCCCUCUUCCUAGACUGGAUGAGGCUGGAACCCCAGUCCAUGGUGUGGCUACCAGUCCUGCACAGAGUGGCUGCUGCGGAAACCGCCAAGCAUCAGGCCAAGUGUAACAUCUGCAAGGAGUGCCCAAUCAUUGGAUUCAGGUACAGGAGUCUGAAGCACUUUAAUUAUGACAUCUGCCAAAGUUGCUUUUUUUCUGGUCGUGUUGCGAAAGGCCAUAAAAUGCACUACCCCAUGGUGGAAUAUUGCACUCCGACUACAUCUGGAGAAGAUGUUCGUGACUUUGCCAAGGUACUAAAAAACAAAUUUCGAACCAAAAGGUAUUUUGCGAAGCAUCCCCGAAUGGGAUACCUGCCAGUGCAGACUGUCUUAGAGGGGGACAACAUGGAAACUCCUGUUACUCUGAUCAACUUCUGGCCGGUAGAUUCUGCGCCUGCCUCGUCCCCUCAACUUUCACACGAUGAUACUCAUUCACGCAUUGAACAUUAUGCUAGCAGGCUAGCAGAAAUGGAAAACAGCAAUGGAUCUUAUCUAAAUGAUAGCAUCUCUCCUAAUGAGAGCAUAGAUGAUGAACAUUUGUUAAUCCAGCAUUACUGCCAAAGUUUGAACCAGGACUCCCCCCUGAGCCAGCCUCGUAGUCCUGCCCAGAUCUUGAUUUCCUUAGAGAGUGAGGAAAGAGGGGAGCUAGAGAGAAUCCUAGCAGAUCUUGAGGAAGAAAACAGGAAUCUGCAAGCAGAAUAUGAUCGUCUGAAGCAGCAGCAUGAACACAAAGGCCUGUCCCCACUGCCGUCUCCUCCAGAAAUGAUGCCCACCUCUCCUCAGAGUCCCAGGGAUGCUGAGCUCAUUGCUGAGGCCAAGCUACUUCGUCAACACAAAGGCCGCCUGGAAGCCAGGAUGCAAAUCCUGGAGGACCACAAUAAACAGCUGGAGUCCCAGUUGCAUAGGCUAAGGCAGCUGCUGGAGCAACCCCAAGCAGAGGCCAAGGUGAAUGGAACAACUGUCUCCUCACCUUCUACCUCUCUUCAGAGGUCAGACAGCAGUCAGCCUAUGCUGCUCCGGGUGGUUGGCAGUCAAACUUCAGAAUCCAUGGGCGAGGAAGAUCUUCUGAGUCCUCCCCAAGACACAAGCACAGGGUUAGAGGAAGUGAUGGAGCAACUCAACAACUCGUUCCCUAGUUCAAGAGGAAGAAAUCCCCCUGGGAAGCCAAUGAGAGAGGACACAAUGUAG